Leptopilina boulardi is the source of this 4047-nucleotide messenger RNA. Its product is annotated as solute carrier family 41 member 1-like. Gene Ontology annotation, molecular function: monoatomic cation transmembrane transporter activity. The record is from RefSeq and is a predicted model, not a curated record. Gene Ontology annotation, biological process: monoatomic cation transport. The coding region runs from base 1054 to 2517 and encodes 487 amino acids. The transcript has 7 exons. Gene Ontology annotation, cellular component: plasma membrane. NCBI's taxonomy places the organism in Eukaryota, Metazoa, Arthropoda, Insecta, Hymenoptera, Figitidae.
CCAGUGCCAACUAUCCCUCCGCUGAAAGCGGAUUGUUUAGAAUUUUUUUUUUUCGAUUUCAUUUUAGUGAAGUAGUUAAAUUCAGUUUUUACUUUCCUUUAAUAAAACUUUUUUUCAAAUUAAAACACACUAUGUUCAUUUUAAGUAUUAAAAAAAAAGGACAAAAAAAAUAUAUUUGAAACCUUAUUAAAAGCACAAGAUUUAUAUCAAUUUAGAUGAGUGCACAUCACUAAAGUCUAGAGAAUUCUUUGGCAUCAGGCGAUCUCAGCAAGUUUUUGAAGGAAGAAAUUUCGAUCUCUAAUUUUUUUGCUUAGCCAAUUCAGGUUCCAAUGAAACUCUUCGACCUCGGCUUCCAAACGAUGGAAAUUUGUCAUUUCCGCUGUCUUCGCAGUGUAAAUUCAAAUGACACUGUGUCAUAUGCAUUAGGGAGCAUCCGCGAACGUGAAAGUUGCUCUUAUUAACAAUUUUUGCAAAAAAAAAGAAAAAAAAAUUAUCCAAUAGUUUUUAAUCACAAAAAGAAAAUAAAUCUUCUGCAAAUGAAAUAAUCUUUAAUACUAGCAUUCAUUGAAGAAAAUAAUAUUCAGUGCGAAGAAAUUGCCUUGAAGAAAAUCCAGAAAAAUACUCAAAAAAAAUAAACGAUGUUAUUAAUUAAUGAAUUUUAUUGAAGGAAAUAAACAAUUUCGUUUAUUAUCUAUUAAAAUAUAAAUGUUUUUGCACAAAAUGAGUAUAAAAAGAAUUAAGGGAAGUUAGAAAGUUUUAAAUGACAGUGCUGUGGACAAGACGAAAAAAAUCUCGUCGGACGCGUAAAAUGUGUUCUCACUUAUAGUGAGAAGAAAUACACAUUAGAAAUAAAUCUAUUAUAUAUUAGUAGUGUUAUAAGUGGCACACACGAUAUAUAUAUAUAUAUAGUUUUAAUUAAGUUUCGUGAGGAAAAUGAUUUAAGUGUAAAGUCAAUGAUGGAUAGGAAAUCUCCUUUAGCUGAUAACUGGGCGAUGUAAGGAGCCCCUUAUUAAAAAAAAAUCUGCUUUUUCAUUAAAUUUGAAGAAGCAACAUAUGACACCAACGUGCGGCCGAUCGCGAACCGGUUCGAUUUCGAAUCCGGGAGCGACCGCAGCUGCCCUUAUUUCAAAUGAGGAUUGUGCCGAGGUGACAUUAUUCGAUGACUCCGCCGAUGUUGGUGGAAGACUUCCGGAUCUUGUCGCCGAGAGCCGACUUUAUGGUGUCGAUGAAGAGCCCACCGAAUCUUAUUUAGCCAUCACCAUUCAAGUUUUCAUUCCUUUUCUCAUUGCUGGACUCGGUAUGGUAGGAGCUGGAUUGGUUCUUGAUUUAGUUCAACAUUGGAUAGUUUUUGAAAAAGUCAAUGAAUUGAUGAUAUUGGUUCCGGCACUUUUAGGAUUGAAGGGUAAUUUAGAAAUGACAUUGGCAUCAAGACUUUCAACACAAGCAAAUCUUGGUCACAUGGACACUCCUAAGCAACAAUGGUAUAUGAUUGUUGGGAACCUUGUUUUAAUUCAGUGUCAAGCAAUUGUGGUUGGUUUUCUGGGAUCAGUAGUGGCCAUCGUGAUGGGAGCGAUACGUAACAGUGCAGUUUCAUUAGAUCACGCCUACCUCCUCAUCGCCAGUAGUUUAGUAACAGCGUCACUAGCAUCCUUCGUCCUUGGACUAAUUACAGCUGGUGUCAUCGUCUUGUCUCGACAUUGUCAUAUAAAUCCGGAUAAUGUGGCCACUCCAAUAGCAGCCAGUCUUGGCGAUAUCACUUCACUUGCCUUGCUUUCCUGGAUCUCAACAAUUCUUUAUGAAGCAAUCGACAAACAAGUUUGGCUGGGCCCUCUUAUCAUUGCCUGUUAUAUCCUCGUCACUCCACUUUGGGUAUGGAUUGCUAAAAAGAACAAAUACACAAAUGAUGUUCUUUACACUGGUUGGACACCCGUCAUGGUUGCAAUGUUAAUUAGUAGUUGCGGCGGAUUAAUUUUGGAAUUUAUGGUUUCUCGAUUUGAAAAUUUGACCGUUUUUCAACCAGUUAUCAAUGGAGUUGGAGGAAAUUUGGUGGCAGUGCAAGCCAGCAGAAUAUCAACUGCUCUUCACAAACAAGCUGAUUUAGGAACUCUUUUAAUUCCGCCAGGUCAUACGCAUCCAGUUAUUUUUAUUACGCCAAUUGCAAAUUUUUUUGGAAAAGGAUUGCAUGCAAGGACUACUAGAGUUUUAAUGACAAUGGUUAUUCCGGGACAUAUCAUUUUCAUUUACCUGAUUAAUUAUAUGAAAGAUGGUAAUACUUCUUUAACUCCAUUAUUUGUCUUCGUUUAUUUAUGUGCAGCUGUUUUGCAAGUUGCAGCUCUUUUAUAUAUCGCUUAUAUCAUGAUCCACUGGAUGUGGAAGAGAAAAAUUGAUCCUGAUAAUUCGGCUAUUCCGUACUUGACUGCAAUGGGUGAUCUUUUAGGAAUUAGCCUUCUUGCAAUUGCAUUCCAAUUUUUGUACCUUGUUGGAGAUCAAGAAUUUGAUGAUGACUUGGAGCCUUAAUAAACAAAUGUGCUUCCGAUUUUGGAGUUAAUUCAAAUAGGAAGCAUUUUAUUCUGAAAGAAUAAAGACUGUAAUGGCAUUCCUAUAUACUUGAGAAUGCUAAAGAUAAGAAAGCAACAAGCAAAAUAUUGUGUCAAGAAAAAUUUCCAAGAUUUAUGCUGCUCUUAUCGAAAAUUGUCCGAGUCUUCAUUGCGUAAGUUUAUUUCCAUUGCAGAGAAAAUGUAAACAAUUCUUUUGACAAAAAUUACAAAUUCUUUUUUUAAAUCAAAAUUCAAAAUCAGGCCCAUUAAAUAUGCAUUGUUUUUUAAGUCUGCUUUAUUUAAGAUUUUAAACAAACAAAACAGUUUUUAAAAAUUCUCGCCAAGAAGUUGAAGACUUUUUUUUAUAGUAAAAUGAUAUACGAUUUCCAAUUUAAGUAUACAAGUCGCGAUGAGAAUUGAAAUAAUGUUAAAUUCAUUUAGCAAGACAAAAAUUGUAAUUAUAUUUAUUUAACUACUUAGUUGUAAAUUUGAUAAAUUAUUAUUAAGGCAACUUGUAAUUUACAUGACACUAUCAUUUUUCAAAUGCCGAAACUUAAGUACUGAAAUCUCAGUGUGUCAUCACAAUAACAGAAAAUUAAAUAAUUGAUGGAAGUAAAAACUCAAGUUAGUAAAAAUUUAGCUUUCAAUAUCGAAAUUUUUAAAAAAUUAAUAAAAAAUCAAUUUGAAUCAUAUCAACUUUCAUGAAUUAUAAAAAAUGAAAAAAAAAUGAUUUAAGUCUACGUGUCUUGGAUUAGUUGCCUUGAUAGAUUGUAAAUCAUAAAAGAUAUAGAAAUUUAGUCCUCAGGCUUAAUUUUAGAAGCUUUAGGAAAUAAAGAUUAAAUAUAUUUCAGUGCAUUUUUCACUGAUUAAUACUUAUAAGUAAAUUAAAAAUAUUUUUUAAAUCUAUUUAUCUAAUGGAAAAAAUUAAUUUUCUUAUUUUGUAUAUAAGAGAAAGAAAUUUUCCAACAAUAGAAAAUGAAAUGUGAAAUCAGAGCGCACAAAAGUAUGCAAUAAAAUAAAAAGAUGAUACAAUAAUAUGUAAAAUAAUUGCAAAAUUUGGAUAUUUUGAUAUUGAGUGCAGUAGAGGUAAUGAGAAAUAUGUUUUGGCUGUAAAAAAUGUAAAAAAAAUAGGAAUUCAAAAUAUUCUUCCUCACUAUGUGUUCAACUCUAUUUUUUAAAUUAAAAAAGAUUUGUUUCACAAUAAUUAAACAGGAAAUUAUGCAAAGUAACAACAUUUAAAUGAAUUUUUUACAAGAAAAAGAACUUUUUAAAAUAAAUAUUAAUUUAAUUAUCAAUUAAAUUAAGUAAACUCACGUAUUGUCUAUUAACAGUAUUAUCCGUUUCAUUCUCCAAUGUGCAAAUUAGUCCACGCGCCGUAUCUUUAUAAUAAGAAAGUAGAUAAUCGAUGAGUGCAAUGUUUAGAGUAAAUAUUUUCUGAAAACAGAAGAGAAAAACAAUUAAUGUUUUGUCACAUGUAAAUAUUAUAAAUAAACAUAGAAGAAACCUAAUA